AACGAAAGUAAUGCAGGCAUAUUUCAUGAUAGAGGACACGAUGAGGAUAGAGGACACGAUAAUUCGAUUUUUUUUUGUUUGUUUGAAAUUUGAUGAUAUUUACUCCUAUUUGUCAAUGACAAUUAGCUUGAUUGAGCUGUCAGUUUAGGCGUGCUCGGAGGAUUGUUUUAGGUUAAAUUAUAAUUUUUCGAAUUGAUAUCGCUGGCAGAGUUUCGUGGUAUUUUUUAUUUUAGUGACCCGAACAUCAACGUGUUCAAGGAUGUCGGUGGCAACUAUGUUACGGCGCUCUAUUAUUAACGGAACAGUGUAUUCAGCUGCUGCACUACGUUAUGCCUCAACUCAACAGGAAAAGAAGGUUUUCUUCGAUAUCACUGCGGACGGCGAGCCUCUUGGCCGAAUUGUGAUGAAACUUCAUACUGAAGAGGUACCGAAAACGGCAGAAAACUUUAGAGCACUUUGCACAGGAGAAAAGGGAUUCGGCUACAAAGGUUCUUCGUUUCACAGAAUUAUUCCCAGUUUUAUGUGCCAGGGUGGUGAUUUUACUAACCAUAAUGGUACUGGUGGCAAAUCUAUUUAUGGGCGCACUUUCAAGGACGAGAACUUUAAGCUGAAGCACACUGGCCCUGGAAUCCUGUCCAUGGCUAAUGCUGGCCCUGAUACUAAUGGUUCUCAGUUCUUUAUCACAACAGCCGCCACUCCCUGGCUGGACCGCAGGCAUGUUGUUUUCGGUGCUGUAGUUGAAGGGAUGGAUAUUGUGCAAAAAAUGGAAAAGUUGGGUUCCAAGGGUGGGCAAGUAUCCAAGAAAGUUGUUAUCAAUGAAUGUGGUGAGUUAGAUUAAGUGUUACAGUUGUAGAUAAUUAUGAUGGCAUUUGUUAUGUUAAUAGUAUAGAAUAAGUAUACUGUUAAGUAAAAUGUAGAUCUUGUAGAA
Cydia pomonella (codling moth) is the source of this 928-nucleotide messenger RNA. Its product is annotated as peptidyl-prolyl cis-trans isomerase-like. Gene Ontology annotation, molecular function: peptidyl-prolyl cis-trans isomerase activity. The record is from RefSeq and is a predicted model, not a curated record. Lineage: Eukaryota; Metazoa; Arthropoda; Insecta; Lepidoptera; Tortricidae. The transcript is spliced from 2 exons. The coding region runs from base 260 to 838 and encodes 192 amino acids. Gene Ontology annotation, biological process: protein folding; protein peptidyl-prolyl isomerization.